This is a messenger RNA of Oldenlandia corymbosa var. corymbosa, 708 nucleotides long. Lineage: Eukaryota; Viridiplantae; Streptophyta; Magnoliopsida; Gentianales; Rubiaceae. The record is from the annotation of a GenBank genome assembly.
AUGGGUGAUAGUCAGUACUCCUUUUCGCUUACUACUUUCAGCCCUUCAGGGAAGCUUGUUCAGAUCGAACAUGCACUGACUGCAGUUGGAUCUGGUCAAACAUCAUUGGGAAUUAAAGCUGCUAAUGGUGUUGUGAUUGCUACCGAGAAGAAAUUACCAUCCAUCCUGGUUGAUGAGACAUCGAUGAAUAAAAUUCAGAAUUUGACAUCAAAUAUCGGAGUUGUGUACAGUGGCAUGGGCCCUGAUUUUCGAGUUCUUGUUCGGAAAAGUAGGAAGCAAGCAGAGCAGUAUUAUCGACUUUACAAAGAAGCAAUACCUGUUACACAACUAGUCAGGGAGACGGCUGCAGUUAUGCAGGAAUUUACUCAAUCAGGUGGAGUUAGGCCUUUUGGUGUUUCACUCUUAGUUGCUGGUUACGAUGACAAGGGUCCACAACUCUAUCAAGUGGAUCCAUCAGGUUCAUACUUCUCCUGGAAAGCUUCAGCUAUGGGAAAGAAUGUUUCUAAUGCGAAGACGUUUCUUGAAAAGAGGUAUUCAGAGGAUAUGGAACUUGAUGAUGCUGUUCACACUGCCAUUUUGACCCUCAAAGAAGGGUUUGAAGGGCAAAUUUCUGGGAAAAACAUUGAGAUCGGUAUUAUUGGGAGUGACAGGAUAUUUAGAGUUCUGGAUGCAGCUGCGGUUGAAGAUUACCUGCGGGAAGUGGAGUAG